CGGGAUAGUGAGAGUCCUGGAAUUUCUCCAAUUUCCUGCGGAACAACCGGCAGGCCAUGAGAUACCAGGACUUGCGAUAGAACACAUGAACUCGUAGGGCUGGGAUGCCACGUUGCGAUCGUCAAAACAUACAACACGAAUCCUUUAUGAGACGAGGCUAACGGGACCGUUGGUUUGCUCUGAAGUUGCCAGGCGCAUCGAAUUGUGACUAUUGAGGUUUCAGUCAUUUCGGAUACCUUCUCGAGUACUCUCCUAUUGGCCCGGUCAAAAUGGUCUAUUGCGGGAAGCCGUCAAAAGGAUGCCAGGCUUGCAGAGAGAAGAAGACUAGAUGUGACAGAGCAGUCCCAUCAUGUGGUCAAUGCAUUCGGAAACGUCGUGUCUGCCCGGGAUAUCGGAACGAACUGGAUCUUAUGUUUCGGAUCCAGAACGAGGAUGUCAUCGGGAAGGCCAGAGCGAAAGCAAAUGCGAAGCCAAAGGAGAAGGGCCUUGCAUCAUCGUCAGUCACAGCUGGCGACGAGGUCGAUGAGACCACGGUUGAAAAGGCUGUGCUAGAGUUUUCCCGUCAUAUCGAAAAUCCCGGAUACUGGGCGUUGUCACUGAUCCCACCAAGUAGGAUGGCUUCGGAUAUUGAUGACAGAGCUCGCUGUUUCUUCAAAGCAAAUGCAGGAAACUGGGGCCGGAAUUUUGACCUCGUAGAAACCCUGGUCAGCCAGACACAUGGCGAUGAACAUCUUCUUGCCAGCCUUACUGCUGCGGGUCUCGCCAGUCUCUCGAACUCCGUGAACUCCCCUCAACUUAUGAUCCAAGCAAGGAGACGAUAUGUUUCUGCACUCAGGCUCACAAAUGCAGCAUUGAGAUCGCCAACGGAAGCCAAGAAAGAUAGCACAUUAUUUGCAGUCAUGAUUCUAGGUAUCUUCGAAACCGUUGCUGGAAGCAACGAACAGUCUUUGCUGGCUUGGACAGAACACAUGAAUGGCGCCGCAGCUCUCCUCAAGCUUCGAGGCGUCAGCCAACUCAGCACAGAGGCUGGACAAAGAAUAUUCUACCAGGUAACAUCCAACCUAAUGAUUACUUGUAUACAACGCAUUAUCCCUAUGCCAGCGCAUGUCAUCGAGAUACGAAAGCAAGCGGAAAAGGUAAUGGAUACAUCGCAUCCAGCCUGGGUCCUAUCAUCUAUUAUAAUUGACUUCACGGUCUUCAGAGCUGCCGUCCAUGACCGUCGGAUCGUGGGGACUAGAGCAGUUAUCGACGGUGCACUCGCCUUAGAUCAACGAUUCAUCGACAUUUUCUCGAACGUCCCUCCAGAAUGGCGUUACGUGGUCAAACACACGGAUGAAAUGCCUCAUUUGGUGUGGAAUAAGACAUAUCACGUAUAUAGUUACGCGUGGGUCGUGCAGCUCUGGAACGGCAUGCGUACUUGCCGCAUCUUACUGCACCAAAUUAUUCGCAGGCACUUGAGCAAUGACGCCGUGGCACCCGUGCCCGAAUUCACAUAUGAAGAAGCAGUAGCUCAAAUGGCGAGCUCUGUCUCCAUCACACUCCAACUACAACAAGACAUCCUAUCCAGCAUAUCUCACCAAUCCAUAGCCUUCCAAAAUCCAAACGACCCGUCAUCCACCCUUUCAGGCUCGCGCAACUCAUUCAUCAUUCAUCCGCUUUACCUGAUAGGCGCUCUCGAUUUAAGCACGGAGGAAAUUAAGGAUUGGGUGGUGGCUCGUCUGAGACUGCUGCAUGACAGCGCGGGGAUUCGACAGGCCGGUGUGCUGGCGGCUUACUUGAGUAGGAGGCAGGAGUUCUGGGACCAGGCGCUGGCUCUGAGAACUUUGCGUAGGGCGCCUGAACAGGUCCGUGGCUGAGGCUCUACCCACAGAGAGUGGUGAGAAGGGAAGGACAGAGGACGCAGCCGGUGUAUCUAAAGCUCACUGAAGCGUUUCAUAUACACAAAGGCA
Molecule: messenger RNA, 1949 nt
Organism: Amorphotheca resinae ATCC 22711
Lineage: Eukaryota; Fungi; Ascomycota; Leotiomycetes; Helotiales; Amorphothecaceae
Exons: 2
Coding region: 270-1856 (528 amino acids)
Biological process (GO): regulation of DNA-templated transcription
Molecular function (GO): DNA-binding transcription factor activity, RNA polymerase II-specific; zinc ion binding
Source: RefSeq, a predicted model, not a curated record